This is a messenger RNA of Malus domestica (apple), 1417 nucleotides long. RefSeq lists its product as uncharacterized. Gene Ontology annotation, molecular function: zinc ion binding. NCBI's taxonomy places the organism in Eukaryota, Viridiplantae, Streptophyta, Magnoliopsida, Rosales, Rosaceae. The record is from RefSeq and is a predicted model, not a curated record.
UAAACCGAAGGAGAUCAUUUCAAAUUUAUAACAGUUUUAUGGAUUAGAUAUCGAUUAUUCUACUGCCUAUUUUGGCAAACAGAUGGCAGUUUUUGAGUUAAAUGGUGAUGAUGUUGAUGCUUACAAGUUCUUGCCUUGGUAUGUUGAAUCUGCUCGUUCAAGCAAUCCUGGAUCUGUUUUUGAGCUUGAAGUUGUACCGGAGAGCAAUAGAUUUCUUCGUUUGUUUAUUGCUUAUGAUGCAUGGAUAAAAGGUUUCAUGUUUUGUCGCCCGAUGUUAUUCAUUGAUGGUACUUUUAUCAAGAACAAAUACAAGGGAACACUUCUGUCUUGCUGUGCAAAAAAUGGUAACGAUGAGAUUUUUGAGGUUGCUUAUGCUAUUGUUGAUUCAGAAACGAUAGCAAAUUGGAGAUGGUUCUUGGCAAUAUUAUCUGGUAUAUUGAGGCCUCAAGGGAGGGUGAUCACAUUUAUGUCGGAUAGACAUGAUGGUAUUUUGAAGAACAUUCAAGAAUUCUUUCUCGAGUGUCCACAUUCAUUUUGUAUUGUUCAUUUGAAACAGAAUGUGAGUACUUUAUUUCCAAAGGCUGCUGGUGAAAGACUAAAGAAGAAAAUGAUGAAUCUGUUGGCAAAUUGUGCGUACGCAUGUACCCCAUCUGAUUUUGAUGAUUGCAUGGCUGAAUUCAAGGAUAAUGGGCAAGGGCAUGUGAAGAAUUUUUUGUGUGAUUUGCCAAAAGAGAAUUAUGCUAUUGCCUAUUUUCCUGGUAAGAGAUGGGGAUCGAUAAGCAAUGCACUUUCAGAAUCUUUUAACGCCAUGGUGUCGAAUAGUCGUUGUAUGCCACUUAUGGAUCUUCUUGAAGACAUUAGAGUUCUGUUGAUGGGUAGUAUGGCUGAGAAAAAAAUAUUUGGUCAGAAUAUUCAUACGAUUUUGUGUCCAAAGAAAGAAAAUGAGAUGAAGUUGAUGUUGAAGGAGGGCAUGCAUUGGAGGAUUAGUCGUUCUGAUGCGGAUGUUUUUGAAGUUAGGACAGAGUGGAAUCAGUUUGUUGUUUGUCUGGAUGAUAGGAAAUGUUCUUGUGUGCAAUGGCAGCAUAAUUGUUUCCCAUGUUCUCAUGCUUUGCAGGUGUUGCAACAUGAUAAUCGUGAUGUUUUUUAUUACGUUGAUGAUUACUGGAAAGCAAGCUUUUAUCGGAAAACAUAUCAAUUUGUCAUGCAUCCAUUUUCAGAUUUGGAAAAGCCGAAUGUUGAUACUAUCAUAAAUGGUGUGAGGCCUCCAAUUACAAAGAUUCCGUCUGGAAGACCAAAGAAAACUAGGAUCAAAUCUGCUGGGAAAAUCAGUGGGAGUAAGAAGACUGUCACUUGUAGUAGGUGUGGUUGUUCGGGACAUAACAAGGUUUCAUGUAAAGUUGUUAUACAAGAGGGUUGA